CCUGCGCGGUGUUCGAGGGGGGACAUUUUAUCUGUGGGACGUUUUCCGGUCUAGCUGUCUGACUUCCGGUGGCCGUUUUGUGACUUCCUUUCAGAUGUUGUCUAACGUCUUUAUUCCAUGGCCAACAUGUCAUUAAUAAAGACACUUCGAUGGUUUACCUGUUUGAGGUCCCCCCUGCAAAGUGUUCCUCUGCGGCUAAACUCCAACAGAGCUUCAGUCGCCCGCUGCAACCGACACAAACAUGAACAUAUGUACUCCGUGAUGCUGGUGAGGACUGACGGCUCCACCAUCAACGUCAGAUACAAAGAACCCAGGCGCAUCCUCACGAUGCCAGUGGAUUUGUCCUCUUUGUCUGAGGAAGAACGUCGCCGUCGCCAGAAAAAGCGAGAAGUGAAGAAAGUGGUUGAAGAGACGACGAUCCACUACGAGGACGACUUCCAGGCGGAUAAAUACAGACAGUUCUGGACGAAGAAAUGAAAAUGAAAGAAGAAUCUUCAUCUGUCAAUAUUUGUUUUUGUCUCAUUCUUCCAAAUGAUUCAAUAUGGAUGACAUUGCUGUUUGGUUUGUCAGGAUAAUAAAACCAAAUAUUUCAUUGUCA
This is a messenger RNA of Nerophis lumbriciformis (worm pipefish), 598 nucleotides long. RefSeq names its product mitochondrial ribosomal protein L55 (gene mrpl55). The record is from RefSeq and is a predicted model, not a curated record. Gene Ontology annotation, cellular component: mitochondrial large ribosomal subunit. Gene Ontology annotation, biological process: translation. Gene Ontology annotation, molecular function: structural constituent of ribosome. Lineage: Eukaryota; Metazoa; Chordata; Actinopteri; Syngnathiformes; Syngnathidae.